This is a messenger RNA of Oxyura jamaicensis (ruddy duck), 1038 nucleotides long. RefSeq lists its product as uncharacterized. The record is from RefSeq and is a predicted model, not a curated record. The coding region runs from base 1 to 1038 and encodes 345 amino acids. Lineage: Eukaryota; Metazoa; Chordata; Aves; Anseriformes; Anatidae. The transcript has 3 exons.
AUGGAGAGGCAUCUCCAGAGGAUGGCACAGGCGCUCGUCUCUGGUUCCAGCAUGCUGGAUGUCCUGGGACUGGCACUGCACGGCUGCCUCGGCCCCGGCCUCGUCCUGCUCCUGGUGGCCUGGGCCACCCUGUGCUGCUGCCGCAGCUCCUCAGGCAAACGGCGCCAGGUCUGUGCUGGGAGCCGAGGCAGGGGAAGGCGCAAGAAGACGGACGACUCAGAUGCUGAGGCGCCGCACGGCUGCAGGAGCAGCCUGCUCUGGGUGGGCAGCAGACCCAUGGGCAUGCUGCUCUGCUACGAUCGGGACUGCGGGCGCUGCAGCCAGGCUGUCAGGGAGAGGCAGCAGCGGCUCCUUGCCAGGCAGGCAAGACCCUCCUGCUGUCCGUACUCCUCCUCCUCUCGGGACUCCGGUGACUCCUGCCGGCACGGGGCCACGGCCAGCUCAUUCCGCCCAGCCAAGAGAACAUCCGUCAGGUCCUGGUGGCAGCCAGUGCUGCGGAAGAGGAAGCAGAGGAGACCUUUUCCCCAGCGUACAGCACUGAACACCCAGGGGGCAGCCACACUUCCCUGCAAUGCUGGGCCUCUCAGACAGGCCGAGGAGCUUGUCAAGAUGGCUCCUGUGCACCACGAGGCCAGCUUGCCCCCAGCCACAGGCUCUGACGCGGCUCCCAAGGAUGGCAUCCUGCCUGCUGGUGCGGAUCCUCGUCCCGUGACAAGGCUGGAGCAAGGACCGGGCUUCUGGAAGCUCCUGCGGAUGCACACCCUAAGGAAGUCCAUAGAGACCAAGCUGGGAGCUCUCCCCACCAUGGUGCUGCAGUCCCACAGGAGGUACACGUACAGGAUGGAACAUCGUACGGCUCCCACGCUGCUGCGCUCCCGUCCUGCCCCCUGCUACUUCUGUUCACCAGAGGCCCUGUUCCUGCCUGUGGAUGUGCGGGAGUUCCUGGAGAUGCACAUCCGAGAGAAGAAGCUGUGCCGCUACUGGGGCCUGCCUGCAGGGUCGCUGGCAGAGCCCCGGGCACUGCCAUCAGCCCCCUAA